Messenger RNA from Leptopilina heterotoma, 2172 nucleotides. RefSeq names its product protein PTCD3 homolog, mitochondrial. The record is from RefSeq and is a predicted model, not a curated record. Gene Ontology annotation, cellular component: mitochondrion. The coding region runs from base 113 to 2089 and encodes 658 amino acids. The transcript is spliced from 10 exons. Gene Ontology annotation, molecular function: rRNA binding; protein binding; ribosomal small subunit binding. NCBI's taxonomy places the organism in Eukaryota, Metazoa, Arthropoda, Insecta, Hymenoptera, Figitidae. Gene Ontology annotation, biological process: mitochondrial translation.
CUAAAGUGAAAUACACACGCAGUGACAUAAAUGCAUAAAAUGUGUUUAUUCUAAAGUAAAAUUUUGUAGUUCAUAUUUUAUAAUUUUAAUUCACGUCUAAGAAAACAUAAUAAUGAACUCAUUAAGAAACAAAUUAUCAAAUCGGAAAUUAAUGCAAAAUGGAUUUGCACAAUUACAAUCGUAUUCAUCGACAGCUUCGACAACAAAUAUCCAAGUUCCAAAUAGAAAAGAGCGAGGUCCUACGGAUAUAUUAAUGGCUCUGGAAAGUACUAUUAAGAGAGAUCCUACAGCUGCUCAUUAUAAAUUCAUAGAUGAUCCUUACUUAAUACCUGCAUCAAAUAACGAUAAAAGAUCAUUUGCUCUGUCAAGAGAGGCAGGAAGAAAAGCUGCAAUGUGGAUUCGACAAGAACAUGCAGAAUUUUUUGAUCAUAAAAUUGCUGAACCCUUUAUCGAGUCUUAUGCCCCACGUGCUGUUUACACAGAAAAGAGUCAAGUCUCUGAGGAAAUACUAUUGAAUAGUAUAAAAUCUGGUUAUGUCACGGAUUCAAUUACAAUAUUCAACUUACUAGAUCGCAAUGUCAAAAUAGAAACUAAAUUAGCUCUUUUUGAAUUAUUAUGUUUUUAUAAUUCAACUGAUCCAAUUAAUAAGGAAUACGUUGAGGAACGAUGGUUUUCUUUUAAUAGAGACAUCAAACAUGAUUCGAGUUAUUGGACAGAAUGCUCAGAUAAAAUUCAUUUGUUUAAAUGUUUAAAAGAAGAAAAAGGAGAAAUGGAAGUGGCAGCUUACAAUACCAUAAUAACUGGUCUUGCAAAACAUAAUAGUUUACUCAAAGCUUGGGAUUUAUAUGAAGAAUGCUUGGAAAAAAAUAUUCCACUAAUGAAAAGAACCUAUGAUCAUUUAAUAAAAGCAAUUGUAGUUACAAAACAUAUGGAUAAUGAUCGUAUUAUUUUACUGAAAUCAAUUUACAAGCAAAUGGUGGAGAAAAAUUUACGUCCUGAUGUUAAAACUUUAAAUGCCAGUUUACAAAUGCUAUCAAUGUUCAAAAUGGCACAAAGAAAAAAUAUCGUUUCAACCAUUUUCAAUGAAUUCAAAAACAUAAAUGUAAAACCAUCUCUAGGAUCGUAUUACCAUAUUCUUAAAUGUUUCUAUAAAAGAAAUAACCAAUUAGAAAGUGUUCUGAAUGAAAUACUAAAUGUAUUAGAAGAUGAAAAAUCGCUGGAAGUUCAAUGCCCAGAAGAUAAAUUAUUUUUCCACAUAGCCAUGCAAAGUGCCUAUCACGCAAGAUCUUUAAUUCUUGCCAAAAGAAUCCACGAUCUUCUUAUAAAAGACAAUAAUUACUCAUUCCUCAGUGACAAUUAUCAGGAGGGCAUCUACUAUAAACAUUAUUUAUUACUUCAUCUAGAAGCACUGACUUUUCAAUCAUUUAUGGAAAUCUAUGAAGAAAUGACGCCAAAUAUUUACACACCCGAUCAGGAUUUAUUUAAAGAAAUUCUCAGCGUUAUGAAAGAAACAGAACCAAGUAUCAUUACUGAUGCAUUACAAAUUGUAUGCUCUCAAGGAAUAUUACUCGAUUACGUGAAAAACGAUGAAAUUCUCGAUCAAAUACUCGAUCUCUUGGUUAAUCAUUGUAAACCAUCGAUUGAUGAUUCACCAUUGAAUAAAAUUUUUGCCAAAAAUGCUUGGACUUUUUGGACCGAUUCACAGGAUUAUAAAUUGAAAUCUGACAAGGGUUAUACUUGUGAAGCUAGUGUUUUGGAAAAAAUAGCAGUUCUCUGCUUACGAGGCGAAGAAUUUGAUCAAAUGCUAGAAGUAUUAUCUACAUUGGUGAAUAACAAGACUAUGGUACUCGGAUCAAUGACUGCUGAAGCGAUGAAGGAAAUAUUUGACGCUUGUUUGACUAAUGGCCAUUGCGAAGCUGUUUUGAGUUUAAUCGAGUACGCAGUCGAGUUUGGCAUGGACGAGGGAACGGCAAUGGGCUUGAGAGCUUAUAAAACUUUGUCUCUCUCAGUGGCUCAAGAAAAUCGACUUCAAGCUUUGGUUGGUAAGGAUAUACGAAAACUACAAGCAUACGAAAAUAAAUCGUCAUAAUAAAAAAACACAGUAUUCUACUCAGUAGAAUUUAAACAGUAGAUUUUGUAAUUGCAUUUGUAAAUAAAUAGAAUAUGAGACAA